This is a messenger RNA of Phytomonas sp. EM1, 966 nucleotides long. The record is from the annotation of a GenBank genome assembly. NCBI's taxonomy places the organism in Eukaryota, Euglenozoa, Kinetoplastea, Trypanosomatida, Trypanosomatidae.
GACAAAAGUUUCAACUAUUCUCUUAAAAAAAUACUUUUAAAAGCAAUGUCUGUUAAGGAGGUAAGCCCCCGUUUUUUUGUCCUCGAGGAGAGUGACCCGUUGGCCAAAGAAAUAAAGAUGACGUAUCGCUGGUACACUCCCAAGUUCUCUCCACGUGAUAUCCCGCGCUUUGCCGACGUUGGCAGCAUCACAGAGUCACCCUCCUGCAUGAAGCAGAUCCGUGAUUUUCUUGUGAACCGCUACCGUAACCUCCCUGAGCCUCCCACGCACAUUUUGGGGUUCGAUGCUCGAGGGUUUUUGUUUGGCCCAGCGAUUGCUAUUGAGCUGGGGAUUCCGUUUGUUCUUUUACGCAAGUCAAAGAAGAACGCUGGUGUAAUCAUCCAAAGUGAACCCUAUGAUAAAGACUACAAGGAGGAUGAGCCUGAGGAAAUGACGAUUCGUGUUGGAAGCGUCGCCAAGGGCUCACGUGUAGUACUUAUUGAUGAUGUACUCGCAACCGGUGGCACAUUGGUUUCCGGCUUGCAGCUCGUCCACGCGUGUGGAGCAAGGGCACUUGAAGUCUGCUGCAUACUCGCAGUACCGUUUCUUGGCUGCAUCGAAAAGGCCCACACUUCCAUCGAUGGUCGCUUCAAGGAUGUUUCCAUCUUUUCAUUCGUUUUGUACGAAGCGCUUGAUGAUGAAAACUGUGGUGACUGCAAGAACUACGAUGGGCCACGUGUAAUAAAAUACGGGGAAAAAAUUCCACUUUUGAACUAAUAUUUUUGUAAUUUAAAUCUUUCAUAAAUUUAAGCUACACGAUUUAGUUAUAAUAAAAAUAUAUAUUUUUUUGAAAUAUUUUGAAAAGUUGAAACGAAUAUUAUAUCUGAUUUAUUAGCAGUAUUUUAACCAAGAUAAAUAAUUCCUUAAAGUUGAAUACCCAGAAUAUUUCCUUAAUUUCGUACUGAACAGUGUUGAACAAAUUUCUCU